Molecule: messenger RNA, 1377 nt
Organism: Batrachochytrium dendrobatidis JAM81
Lineage: Eukaryota; Fungi; Chytridiomycota; Chytridiomycetes; Rhizophydiales
Exons: 10
Coding region: 1-1377 (458 amino acids)
Cellular component (GO): membrane
Source: RefSeq, a predicted model, not a curated record
AUGCUUUCUAGUCUUUUGUUUUUAUUGGCGUGUCUUGCCAUCUUCUUUAUUGCCGGAUGGCAGCUUGUUCUGGAUUGGAUCUUGCAUGCUGCUUCUACAGUCAAUAUACCUACUCGCACAUUAUUUUCACUCAUGUUUUCAAGUUCAUGUGCGCUUCUGUUGCUUGUGAUUUUGGAGGUUAGAGAUACAUUUUCCGUCGAGGCUCGACUUAUUUUUUGGAAAUUGAAUUUAUAUGCAAGCCUUGCAAACGUUCUUAUUUUAUUGCCAAUGUAUCAGAUUAUGGUGCUUGCUUCAAAUUCACACCAUGCUGUGAUUCGACGAAAUGCAUUACAGCUUACCGCGGUAGGAUAUUGCAGCUUUAUCUUUGUAUUUUGGAGAAUCGAUGUUCAUUCCCAGUCCUCACUAGGAUCCCAAGACACUGCCAGUCUUGUUUCUCAUUUAAUCGGACGUGUUGGAGUAGUGGGAGUGACUUUGAUGGCUCUCCUCUCGGGGUUUGGUGCUGUCAACAACCCCUACACAAAUCUGUCUAUAUUUUUAAGAACUGUCACAGAUAGCGAUAUUCAAAAGGCAGAAAGUCGCCUUAUUCAGACCGUGGAAAUCACUUUGGACAAGAAAAGACGGCUGAUGCAGACUGAGCAAUCCAAUAUGGUAAGUGCAAUGGUUUUUGGGCAACAUAUUUUCAUCAGUUACUUCCAGAAUAAGCCAGUUUGGAACAACGGGUAUAGUAUUAUGGAAACUAAUAUUGCCACAAUGAAGUCCGAGAUUGAAGCCCAGGAGUUGAUGCUUGAUAGUUUAUUUAUGGAUUUAGAUGAUUUGCUAGUGGACAAGGAACGAUUAAAAGAAGCAAAAACGCUCAGGGGCGUGUUUAACAACAUUUUUGGAUAUAUAUUUUCUGUAUAUUGUAUAUUCAAAACCAUCAUGGCUGCUGUAAACAUUAUGUUUCGUCGACAGGGAGAAACAGAUCCAGUUACGAGAACUCUAGAUAUUUUAGUGCAUAAUGUUGGCAUAGAAUUGGAUGUUAAUUUGUGGGCAAAGGACAUUUCCUUUUUGCUACUUGGCGUGUUGGUUAUUGUUUCUGUGCGAGGAUUGCUGGUACAAUUUGCCAAAGUCUCGGUUGCUUUUUCUAGCUCAAUUUCUCAAACUAGUAUUAUUUUGUUCAUGGCACAUACAAUGGGAUUUUAUUUUUUAAGUGUUGUAUUAAUGCUUCGUGUUAACUUGCCUGUCCAGCAAAGGGCUCGCAUAGAAACUAUUUUUGGGAACGUUGAGUUUAAUUUUUAUUUGCAUUGGUUUGAUGUCAUCUUCUUUCUUUCUGCAAUAACUUCCAUGGCCAUACUUUAUUUCAUUGACCAAAUGAAGCGAAAAAGCAAUAUAUAUUAA